AUGCGAAAGGAGGAUGGAGUUCUUGGACUGCUGGUCUACUAGAUGCAUCUCUCAGUCCACCUAGUUCAAACCAGCGCGCUCCGACGUUUGGAUCCGUCACGAUCUCACCCCGUCUACAACACGCCAGUUUGUUAAAGCAAUUGGCGAGACCUCAUCAGAGACGAAAGAUCCUCUUUUGCCAGCUCCGGACUUUAGAAUCCCGAUGCAACACCCCAACCGUCCUAUGCUUAUUGCUACCCUUACGCCAAGUUACGGCGGACUAAGUUUAGGCGAGCCACCACCCAGGCAUCUUACGUUAUCAUACGACGACUAUGAGCAUUGGCGGUAGGAUCGGCGGGAUAGGAGGGCCGUCCCCCUCGCUCGAAAGUAAGCAAACUACUCCGACGAUGUCUCGCUUUGCGUCGUCGUCCCCACUUUCUGCUCACAUGUGGGGAGACACUGAAGCUGUCAGCCCCCACUCUUUGGAACAAAGCGGAGCGAACACUGCGCACGUACCAAAGACCGUUCUCGCUUCACUGCUGAACUUGUCUUGUCUGCGCUCACCACACCGGAGGAUAUUUCUCAGUUUGAGGGCGAUUGCCCGCGAACUCCUCUGUAACUACAACUUUACCAUUGCGCACGAUAGCGUCUACAGCGACUACGAGAUUCUCGAGUUGGAGCUUUACCUGCAAAAGUCUGGGUGUCAUGAGGAUCUCUUUACACUUGGAAACUUCGAGCAUGAACAACGUGACCAAUAAUACGGUCGGAACAGGCACAUCAGCAGAGACCAUCAUCGCCGGCUUCCUUAACCCCAACCGUCCCGAAGUCACCGGUGGCACCUAUCUUAGACCCUGGCCACAUG
Molecule: messenger RNA, 841 nt
Organism: Pisolithus orientalis
Lineage: Eukaryota; Fungi; Basidiomycota; Agaricomycetes; Boletales; Pisolithaceae
Exons: 1
Coding region: 312-737 (141 amino acids)
Source: RefSeq, a predicted model, not a curated record